AUGGAAUACAGAUUCUUAGGUAACACUGGCAUUAAAGUCUCUGCUAUAGGACUUGGAAACUACUUAAACGGUGAAACUCCUGAUAAAAGAGAAAAAAUCAUCUAAAUUGUUAAAAAAGCUUACAGCUUGGGCAUCAAUUUUUUUGAUACUGCUGAGUCUUACGGAUAUGGUGAGGGUGAAUUAUAGUAUGGAGAAGCUUUCAAAGAGCUUGGAAUUCCUAGAGAAGAAUUAGUUGUUUCUUCUAAAAUUUUUUGGGCAGUUACACCAUUUACUUCUUAGAUAUAAAAAGUUAACUAAAUUGGAUUAUCACGCAAACAUAUAAUAGAAGGAGUUAAAGUUAGUUUGAAAAGACUUCAAUUAGAUUAUUUAGACAUAGUCUAUUGCCAUAGAUUUGAUGAAGACACUCCACUUGAAGAAACAAUCAAAGCUUUCAACGACUUAAUACAACAAGGUCUUAUACAUUAUUGGGGAACUUCUGAGUGGUCUUGUGGCUAAAUUUUUGAAGCAAGAGAGAUUUGUGCUAAAUUAAAUUUAACUCCUCCAGUUUGUGAAUAGCCAUAAUAUAACAUGAUGGUAAGGGAAAGAUUCGAAGUAGAAUAUGGUAGGUUGUUUGACAAGUACAGAAUGGGUUCUACAGUCUGGAGUCCUCUUUGUGCAGGUAUUCUAACAGGAAAAUACAAUGAUGGCAAAUUUCCUUUAGGUUCUAGAUUGAAUGAAUAUAAAGAUAGUAUUCUUUUAAAAAGGAUUUUUGAUACUUAUUUUGCUGAAGAUAAAAAGGAAAAUCUCUUAAAACUACUUAACGCCCUUGGUGAAGUGGCUAAUAAAAUAGGCUGCACAUAAACAUAAUUAGCUAUGGCUUGGGUUCUUGCAAAUCGUGAUGUCUCUACAGCAAUCACAAGUGCUACUAAACCUGAGUAACUAGACGAAAUAGUGAAGUCCUUGGAGGUAGUAAAAAAGUUAACCCCUGAAAUAAAUAAAGAAAUUGAUCAAAUUUUACGAAAUAAACCUUAAGUUGGAAUUGACUACAAAACAUACAUGCCAAACAAGUCUGUUAGAAGAGACUAGAAUAUAGUCAAAAAUUAAUAUUUUGAUUAAUGA
Tetrahymena thermophila SB210 is the source of this 1098-nucleotide messenger RNA. Its product is annotated as aldo/keto reductase family oxidoreductase. NCBI's taxonomy places the organism in Eukaryota, Ciliophora, Oligohymenophorea, Hymenostomatida, Tetrahymenidae. The record is from RefSeq and is a predicted model, not a curated record. The transcript is spliced from 2 exons.